Messenger RNA from Zalophus californianus (California sea lion), 2447 nucleotides. RefSeq names its product mucin 1, cell surface associated (gene MUC1). The transcript has 8 exons. Bases 84 to 2144 code for a protein of 686 amino acids. Lineage: Eukaryota; Metazoa; Chordata; Mammalia; Carnivora; Otariidae. Gene Ontology annotation, cellular component: apical plasma membrane. The record is from RefSeq and is a predicted model, not a curated record.
AGCCUGGGACACCCAGGCCCUUGAGCCCCCCCACCCUUCACCGCCUUCUGGAGCCAGGGAGUGGUUGGUGAAAGAAGGAAACUAUGUGGAGAACAAACAGCGCCUUCCGGAGCCUGCUCUGCCCCUUCCCCACCCGGUUCAGCACCGCCAUGACGCCGGGCUUCUGGGCCCCUCUCUUCCUCCUGCUCCUGGUACCCCGACGGCUUACAGCCUCCCGUGGCACCUCACCCCCGACAGGCGGCCCCACCUCGGGCUCGACCACCACCGGGGGACACCACGGUGCCUCAUCCCCAGCCUCCCGUGGCACCUCACCCCAGACCAGCGGCCCCGCCUCGGGCUCGACCACCACCGGGGGACACCACGGUGCCUCAUCCCCAGCCUCCCGUGGCACCUCACCCCAGACCAGCGGCCCCGCCUCGGGCUCGACCACCACCGGGGGACACCACGGUGCCUCAUCCCCAGCCUCCCGUGGCACCUCACCCCCGACCAGCGGCCCCGCCUCGGGCUCGACCACCACCGGGGGACACCACGGUGCCUCAUCCCCAGCCUCCCGUGGCACCUCACCCCCGACCAGCGGCCCCGCCUCGGGCUCGACCACCACCGGGGGACACCACGGUGCCUCAUCCCCAGCCUCCCGUGGCACCUCACCCCAGACCAGCGGCCCCGCCUCGGGCUCGACCACCACCGGGGGACACCACGGUGCCUCAUCCCCAGCCUCCCGUGGCACCUCACCCCCGACCAGCGGCCCCGCCUCGGGCUCGACCACCACCGGGGGACACCACGGUGCCUCAUCCCCAGCCUCCCGUGGCACCUCACCCCCGACCAGCGGCCCCGCCUCGGGCUCGACCACCACCGGGGGACACCACGGUGCCUCAUCCCCAGCCUCCCGUGGCACCUCACCCCCGACCAGCGGCCCCGCCUCGGGCUCGACCACCACCGGGGGACACCACGGUGCCUCAUCCCCAGCCUCCCGUGGCACCUCACCCCCGACCAGCGGCCCCGCCUCGGGCUCGACCACCACCGGGGGACACCACGGUGCCUCAUCCCCAGCCUCCCGUGGCACCUCACCCCCGACCAGCGGCCCCGCCUCGGGCUCGAUCACCACCGGGGGACACCACGGUGCCUCAUCCCCAGCCUCCCGUGGCACCUCACCCCAGACCAGGGGCCCCGCCUCGGGCUCGACCACAACCGGGGGACACCACGGUGCCUCAUUCCCAGCCUCCCGUGGCACCUCACCCCAGACCAGCGGCCCCGCCUCGGGCUCGACCACCACCGGGGGACACCACGGUGCCUCAUCCCCAGCCUCCCGUGGCACCUCACCCCCGACCAGCGGCCCCGCCUCGGGCUCGACUACCACUGGGGGACACCACGGUGCCUCAUCCCCAGCCUCCCGUGGCACCUCACCCCCGACCACCAGGACUAUUGCUGACACCACUCACCAUAGCAUAGAACCUCCAACCUCCUCCAAUGGUAGCACUUCUCCCCAGUUGUCUCUUAGGGUCUCCUUCUUCUUCCUGUCUUUUUCCAUUUUGAAUCUCCAGUUUAACUCUUCUCUGGAGGAUCCCAGCACGAAAUACUACCAAGAGCUGCAGAGAAACAUUUCUGAGUUGUUUUUGCAGAUUUAUGAACAGGAAGAUUUUCUGGGCCUCUUUAACAUCAAGUUCAGACCAGGAUCUGUGGUGGUCGAAUCAACUCUGGUCUUCCGCAAGGGUGCCACCGACGCCUGUGACGUGAAGACACAGUUUGAAGAGCACAGCGGGGAACUAGCCAGAUAUAACCUGUCCAUCUCAGGUGUUAGCGUGCGAGACGUGUCGUCCCCUUCCGCCGGCCAGUCCAGCUCUGGGGUCCCUGGCUGGGGCAUUGCCCUGCUGGUUCUGGUCUGUGUUCUGGUUGCACUCGCCAUCCUCUACGUCGUUGCCCUGGCUGUGUGUCGGUGCUGCCAGAAGAACUGUGGGCAGCUGGACCUCUUUCCAACCCGGGACGCCUACCACCCUAUGAGCGAGUACCCCACCUACCAUACGCAUGGGCGCUAUGUGCCGCCAGGCAGCAGACGCAGCCCCUAUGAGGAGAUCUCGGCAGGCAACGGGGGCAGCAGCCUGUCUUAUGUGAACCUGAACCCAUCAGCCACUUCCGCCAACUUGUAGGAGCACGUUGCCCGCCGCCACCCCUGAGCGUUGGGACGCCAGUGCCUCGUGCCUCCCCCAGGCUCCUCACUGCCAGAGUCCUCUCCUCUCAAAUCUGUUUGGGGCUGCUGAGCUGGGAGUUCAGGUGGGCUGCUCACAGGCCCCACCAGGUCUCCUAACCGAUGUCAGCCCUGCUGAAGCCCAUCCGAGCCCCUUGGGAACAGGCCUGGGACAGUGGCUCCCGGGAGGACCGGCCCAGAAAACCCCGAGAUGGAAGUGCAGACCAGACCGGGGCUGAAUAAAGCGGGACCUCCUCUGUGCUGC